Molecule: messenger RNA, 1860 nt
Organism: Cordyceps fumosorosea ARSEF 2679
Lineage: Eukaryota; Fungi; Ascomycota; Sordariomycetes; Hypocreales; Cordycipitaceae
Product: Major facilitator superfamily domain, general substrate transporter
Exons: 1
Coding region: 1-1860 (619 amino acids)
Biological process (GO): intracellular iron ion homeostasis; transmembrane transport
Cellular component (GO): vacuolar membrane; endosome
Molecular function (GO): siderophore-iron transmembrane transporter activity
Source: RefSeq, a predicted model, not a curated record
AUGGCCAGCUACAGCGCCCAGAAGCGCCUUAACCUGCGCGGUGCCGACGGCCAGGUCGAGGAUACCGUCGCCAAGGCCGAUGUCACUCUCGCCGACAUUGCCCGCGGCGUCAAGUCGCCCGGUGUCGCACGCAUAGAGGCGAUCGCGGCCAGCUUGACCAUGUUCGACCGCAUACUCAUCUUUACCAGCGCCUUCAUCCUCGCCUACGCCUACGGUCUCGACGGCGGCCUGCGCUUCAACUACCAGACGUACGCCACCAACUCGUUCGACAAGCACUCCCUGCUCUCUACCAUCAACGUCGUCCGUGCCGUCAUCGCCGCCGCGGCCCAGCCCACCGGCGGCAAGCUCGCCGAUAUCUUUGGCCGUGUCGAGCUGCUUAUCUUCUCCGUCAUCUGCUACACUGUCGGCACCAUCAUCGAGGCUGCCUCCGAGAACGUCGGCACGUUUUGCGCUGGCAGCGUCAUCUACCAGAUUGGCUACACCAUCGUCAUCCUCCUCGUCGAGGUCAUCGUCGCCGACAUCACCACCGCCCGCUCCCGUCUCUUCUUCAGCUACAUCCCCGCCUUGCCCUUCAUCAUCAACGCUUGGAUCAGCGGCGACAUCCAGGCCUCGGCUGCCAAACACAUCUCCUGGCACUGGGGCAUCGGCAUGUGGGCCAUCAUCUACCCCAUCUGCGCCCUGCCGCUCAUCCUCAGCCUGACCUGGGUCGGUAUCCGCGACAAGGUUAGGGAGCACGGUCUCUUCGGCUACCUCAAGCACUCCUUCCGCUCCCCUGUUGCCGAGACGUCUGGCGGCAACAUCUUUUCCCGCUUCAUCAAGUUCUCCAACGAGCUCUUCUGGGCGCUUGAUGGCAUCGGCAUCAUCCUCGUCAUCGCCGUCUUUGGCCUCAUCCUUGCGCCCCUCACGCUUGCUGGCGGCACUGCCGGUGGCACGCCUCCCAAAUGGGGCUCCGCUGGCAUCAUCGCCCCUCUCGUCAUCGGUGUCUGCUGCAUUCCCGUCUUCGUCUUCUGGGAGCUGCGCGCCCCUGUUCCGCUCGUCCCCUUCCGCUUCAUGAAGGAUCGCUCGGUCUGGGCCCCGUUUGGUAUUGCCAUCUUUCUCAACUUUGCCUGGACCAUGCAGGCCGAUUUCCUCUUCACCGUUCUCCAGGUCGGCUUUGACUUUAGCGUCAAGGCCACGUCCCGCAUCACCCUCCUCUACUCGUUUGUUAGUGUCAUUGUCGGUACCUGCGUUGGCGUUGUUGUCUUCAAGGUCCGCCGUCUCAAACCCUUCAUCAUCGCCGGUACUUGUCUGUUCAUGGUUGCCUUUGGUUUGCUGAUCCACUUCCGAGGAUCCGUCACCGCCGACAGCGCCGCCAGAGCCGGCGUCAUUGGUGCCCAGGUCGUCCUCGGCUUCGCGGGCGGUCUCUUCCCCUACACUACCCAGGCUUCCCUCCAGAUCCAGGUGCCCCACGAGAAGAUGGCUGUCCUCACGGGUAUCUUCCUGGCCAUGUACAACAUUGGCUCAGCGCUGGGAUACUCCGUUGCCGGCGCCAUGUGGACGCAGCUGCUGCCCGGGGAGCUCGAAAAGCGCUUCGCCCCCAUCAAUGCCACCAUGGCUCAGGAAGCCUACGGCUCGCCCCUCACCUUUAUUCUCAGCCACCCCAUCGGCACGCCCGAGCGAACGGCCCUCAUCAGCGGAUACCAGCACAUCCAGAGGCUGUUGACCAUUACUGGUAUCUCGCUGUGUGUGCCGCUCAUUAUCUUUUCCCUUCUCAUUCGCAACGUCUACCUUACCGACGAGCAGAGCUUGGUCAAGGACUCCGACGUGUCGUCCGACGAAGAGACCGGCCUGGAGCAGGUUACUGCAGCCGAAAAGAAGUAG